CCUAUGUCUUCGGACUUUGCCGCCCAGUUUGUAAUUCACCUGUGUUGGGAUUGCAGAUACCCGUUUUCACUUUCAUUUCAUGUGUGAUCUUGAAAGGAAUGUGAAAACGCGGGGAAGAUAUGUCUGCUCGAUCUCCUUGGUUUGCCCUGACUCAAAUCGACAUUCCUCUUUCUGAAUUCGUUGCAGGGUCUGAAUUCGGUAUGACGUUGGAGUUGUGGACUCUCCACAGUCUCACGGGAGUUGUUCGCAGGGUUCGCAUGACGGGCAGGUUCUCUCUGGCUGGGAAGAGGCCGAAUGUGUCAAACAGAGGCUCUGGAGGUGCCCGUUAUCAGGAGACACUUCAUUGCAAUAACGAUCAGGAGGCCGCAGUCGCAGUCUACCCAGAGUGAAAGCACAGUACUGGGAGCAUCACUGAGCUUCGCUUGAAUGUCAUGAGCUCAGAGCAAUGCCAUAACGGCUAAGUACCAAGAGUGCGGAUCCCUCCCUUCCUCUUCCAGGCCCUCUCAGCGCAGUCGGUUGUCAGGAGAAGCUUGAUAAAACAAGACCUGUGGAGGGAUGACGCAUGGGAGCAUGCCUUGUCUUAGAUGCUGGAUCAGACUUUGUCAUUGGCAGCCAACCCCGUCAGAAAAUGUGUGCGGACGGUUGAAUUUCCCCCGUUCACAUGAUGCACCUGGUCUUCUGAACGGCCAAGGUACAUUCUUACAGGAUGGUUCUGAAGUGCGUCGUGGAGAUUGAAGUAGUAUGAUGAACUGCGUGGAGCUCUGGCUCUGUGUUACGAGGGCUUGCGGGCCCAGGACAGGUCUCGCGGUACAAAAUAUGUUGAGCGUUGCAUGGCAGGAUUGCUGGUCCAUCGUUUCUGCAUGUGUUCACUGUGUUGUUGGUUAUGACUUCUUUUUCAACGAGAGAGCACGCCUAUGAGAGGUUUAUCGACUCCCUCUCCUCUUCCCCCCUACAUCCCCCCCCACCUCCCUCUCCUUGCUUCCCAUCCCCUCCUCCCCCAAUGCAGAAUAAUUAGGAUGACUCGACUCUCUGCUUGUUUACUGAUAUCUACUGUGCGGUGUCCUGUUUGUCAUCCUUGUGUCUCUGAUGGAUUUGUCUCGUCGUAUCCAGUUUCGCCGUUUCGGGCUUCCUAUUUUGGCAUUGUGUGACAGUCUCAUCGGGGUCGACGACAGCGGACAUGUUUCUGUCCUUUCCCUCAUUUGGAACAAAUUAUGUAGCCGCCUGUGACUGGCAGCAAAGGUGAAGUAGCAUGUGUAAACGCUCCAAAUCUUGUAGUUUUGUGAAGUACUAAAGUUGCAGCGGUUGUCGAAAUCUGGUACUUGGCCAGAUAUGGGGCAAAUAUAGCUUACCAAGCAAGCUUUGCAGAUCCCGUCGGUGUCAUUUUCUUUACAAGAUUAUUAUCGUCAAAUAAGCGAUUUUAUCUUGGGAGUGACAGCAAAGGUGAAGCACACGUGUCAACGCGCGUAGUUCUGUGAAGUACUUAGUCAAGAUGGCUGCUGUUGAAAUCCUCCUGUACUUGGCCAGGUUUGAGGGAACAAAUCUUCAUGUCUCUU
Molecule: messenger RNA, 1553 nt
Organism: Chara braunii
Lineage: Eukaryota; Viridiplantae; Streptophyta; Charophyceae; Charales; Characeae
Source: the annotation of a GenBank genome assembly